AUAAAAAGGACAAAUCUGUUGAAAACUGGUUAACUUUGAUUUAUGAGUCCUCAUUAGAAAGCUCAGAUGAUAAUACAAGCAUUAGUAGUAGCGAUAAAGACAGUAUACCAUCAGGUGGAAACAGGAAACAAUAG
Messenger RNA from Dentiscutata erythropus, 134 nucleotides. The record is from the annotation of a GenBank genome assembly. Lineage: Eukaryota; Fungi; Glomeromycota; Glomeromycetes; Diversisporales; Gigasporaceae.